AUGUCUCAGAACAACACUAGCAAAGAAGCUCCCGCCGCCACCCCGGGUGAGUGCCCUGUGUGUUACGAAACAUUUCAGUCUCCAAAAGUGUCACGCCGGAUGCUGAGCUGCGGCCACACAUUUUGCCAUGACUGUUUGGUCAAGUGUCUACUGUCACAUGAAGAAGGCCCUCUACCAAAUACCCUUACAUGUCCCAUCUGUCGCUUUGUGACUUUUCUCUGUAAUAAAAGGGACUGCCUGCCUUCCAAGCCAGCCCUGAAUCCAUCCUCUUUGGAGUUGCCUCUCUCACCUUCCUCGUUGCCACUCACCUGUGGAGUGCCACCCAGCUCUGCAAAUACUUUGGUGGUUCCUGGCCAUUUCCUCUUGCCACUGCACACUUAUGACAGACACCAAUGUCUGCAGAGGUAUCCUACCAUGGACUCCAUUGUACAGCCCAUUGGCCUGGAACGUGAAUCUCAUAUCUUCAUUAUUACUCAGUGUGGAAUGCCACUGAUUGAAGAGGACUAUGUUACCAUAGCUCAAGAUCACAGCACCGGAGAAGCUCCUGACACAGAGGCGUCACAAACAUGUCCUGGAAUGGGCUGCUUCCAGUCACCUAUUAUGAUGGCUGUUUUCCUUAUCUCUGCUGUUGCUCUGUUGGGGGCUGUACUUCCCUGGCUCCUGCUUGUGAGAAAUAAUGAAUGA
Messenger RNA from Protobothrops mucrosquamatus (brown spotted pit viper), 684 nucleotides. It is a transcript of the gene RNF222, whose product is annotated as ring finger protein 222. Bases 1 to 684 code for a protein of 227 amino acids. The transcript has a single exon. The record is from RefSeq and is a predicted model, not a curated record. Lineage: Eukaryota; Metazoa; Chordata; Lepidosauria; Squamata; Viperidae.